AUGCGAGUCGUUCUCAUCGUCGCCGCCACGAUCAUGCUGACGGCGGCCGACGACGUCAGCAGCGAGCAGUAUAGCGCGCGAGAGGGACUCAUCGGACACGGCGGCAUUUUCAAGCUUCUCGACUGGACCGACUACGAGCUGGCGAUGAUCUCAUCGCUUCACGCCACCGCCAGCUAUCCGGAAUUGAUGAAGCUCGUCAAACAGAAGCUCGUCGACGCUGAACUCCACGCAAGCGAGAGGAGGCGAAUCGAGCGGAUGCUGAUCGCGUUGCGACCGCCGGCGGUCUUCAACAAUUUUCUCAACGAGGCCGAAAAGCAAAAGAUUCGAAAAGCGCACAGUCAUCGCGACAUCGAGUACAUUCUCGGCACGAUCAACAAAAAAAUCGAGCAGCUUCCGCCGACGCAAAAGAGCGAAGCCGUCAACUACAUGCUCUCGCAUUCGCCGGCGAUGCCCGACGACGUCAAUUAUGAGAGGCGCCGCUCAUCGAUGUGUAUAAAACGCCGAUUGUACAUUUAG
Caenorhabditis bovis is the source of this 516-nucleotide messenger RNA. NCBI's taxonomy places the organism in Eukaryota, Metazoa, Nematoda, Chromadorea, Rhabditida, Rhabditidae. The record is from the annotation of a GenBank genome assembly.